AUGUUCAGAAAUAAUUAUCAGGGUGGAGCUGUGGUGGAGAUCUUCAGUGCACAGGGAAAAGACCCAGUAGCAAAAUGGAAACUCUGUGGAGGACCAUCAGCCAUACACAAGGAAUAUAAUAAAGAAAUUAAAGGAUUUGUUUACUGUCUGGAGGGCAGCAGCCAGACAGUUAAAAUGCAAAUGCCAGAAAAUGGGAAAAUGUCUCUUGGGCUUCUUCAAAGAUUUUUGGUUCUUCAAGUGAAUAUUCCUCAGAGCAAAGAUUUUUCCAUUGAGCUUGUGAUAACUGAUACAGGGCAUCUCAAGAGAAGACUCUACUUAUCAACAGUGCACAAAGAGCUGUCUGUAACACUUUGGCAUGCAAGGAUCCCUCUUGCAGGAUUAAAACGCAACAUUUGGUCGACUUUGUGUAUCGAUCUUGUAUCCUUCACUGGUGAACUGUUCAAGGAUACAGGCUUUCUGAGACUAGAUGGCAUCACUUUGUUUGCUUCCUGUAAACUCCGGAGAAUCUUCACAAUGAAAACAGAGCCUACGGGAAUGUCAGAUGAUGAUAUGUUUCUCAGUGGAGCUGGUCUCAUGGAUUUGAUCCCUCGCAGUUGCCAGUUCCCAGCAAACAUAAAUCAUGUCACUCAGGUGUUCAACAUGAAGAAUUUGCGGAAGGCAGAUCUGAUUGCUGAUUAUGCUCCUGAUCAGAGUGUGAGUGUGGCCACCACCAGGUUGGCCAGUAAUCGAAAGACCAGGCCCCAGGGUGUGUUACAGACAGCCUCAGGCUCCAGAACUUCAGGACCACCACCCCAAAAUGGAAGAAAAACCAGUGCUGCCCCAGAUGGAAUAGACAGCAGUGUACUUUGUAUCUCAAACAUGGGAUCCCCAUCCAGUAGAGUGAACCAAAAAGGUACUACAGAAAGUCAAAAUAUUACCAGCCAGAGUGAAAAAUUAUCACACGAAGACUCUUCUGAUUGUCCUCAAGAAGGAACAUCUGGCAUUUUACAACCCCAUCCCCCAAAAGACAGAAUAUUUGACAAGCAAGGCUCCAAGAAACUACGGGUCUACAGUGCCGGUCGACAAAAACCUGCAUCUCCUGACACUGGGCCUGUUGCUCACAGAAACAGGAGUAAGACCAAGGAAAAGUGCACUCAUUCAUCUAGUGAGCGAGAGAUCAGACAGCAACCUCUUACCUUAAUGGAAAGGACAGAGCACCGAACAGCAGGUGAGGCACAUAUCUGCUGUGACUGGAGAGAGAGCAGGACAGCAGGAAGCAGCAGUAGUGUCUCUAACUUGUUCUGGCCAGGGUCGUCUUCUGACCUGCAGGUCUGGAGCAGCUGGGAGAGUAAUGAGGGGGCCGAGCCCCAGCUCUCUUUGGAAGAGGAGGUGUUCACUUUCUCAUCGCAGCCUCACUCGCCCAAACGAGGGCAAGGCCAGGGUGACCAGGAGAAGACAGAGACAGGAGAUCACCGGGUUCAGAACAAAAGUGGGAGGCGAUGUGACGCCCAACCUGAAGAUGACUUCAUUGGCAGUGAAAGUGAUGAGGAAAAGAUCUAUGCCACAUUUCAGCAUCAAAGAAAAACUGUUGACUCCAGCCCUGCUACAUCCAUAUCUAGUGAUUCAAUUUUGGAUGUUGAACUGGAUUAUGAAGUCCACCCGGAAUCUCAAAAUAUCAACCAAACAUCAUCAGAAGACAGUGGUCAUGGUAGCACAGAUGUGCUCACUCUCUCUACAUCCACUGGAAGAGCUGAAACCAGUGAGAUGGUCCCAAGGCAUUGCCUCUCACCCAGUGCAAGCCUUGUGCUGAAGUGUCACCCUUGCGGAUCACAAAGCAGCAGUGUGUCAUUUUCCAGAAGACUGCUGCAUGAAGUCCAAUUGGAGUCCAGAAAACACAAGGAGGAGGACAAGAAACUGCCUGUUGAUUCCAGUGAUUGCAUGUCAUCUCUGCUUGGCAAUCUACACUUGUGCCAAGAUGAUGAUGAGGAGCUGAGAAUGCUGGCAAGUCUAAAAAGGGAGCAAGAGGAAGACGAAUGUAGAGCCUCGGGUCUCAGCGCUUCUCAGAUCCACCGGUGUAAUGUCAGCAUCAGCAUGAGCAGUGAUGACACCUCCACCUGGACUCAUGUCUCCAUGCCGGAUAAUCAAGGUCACCACUAUCAAAAGGAAAUGAACCCCCUCCUGUCCUCAAACCCCAGGGAGUGGAUGGACGUGCUCAGCCCUCCUAUUAUGCCUCCCAGUCAGCACAGAAGGUCAGGCAACACAUGGGACAAUCGAGAAGAUCUAAUCGGAGGGGAGGAUGAACCGGUGACUGAAGAGGACGAGUAUUUGAAUCUGCUCUAUGAUCCUUGCCUCAACUGCUAUUUUGAUCCAAAGACAGGAAAGUACUAUGAACUAGCUUAA
Molecule: messenger RNA, 2379 nt
Organism: Sphaeramia orbicularis (orbiculate cardinalfish)
Lineage: Eukaryota; Metazoa; Chordata; Actinopteri; Kurtiformes; Apogonidae
Gene: cfap20dc
Product: CFAP20 domain containing
Exons: 17
Coding region: 1-2379 (792 amino acids)
Source: RefSeq, a predicted model, not a curated record